Punica granatum (pomegranate) is the source of this 1535-nucleotide messenger RNA. The record is from RefSeq and is a predicted model, not a curated record. Lineage: Eukaryota; Viridiplantae; Streptophyta; Magnoliopsida; Myrtales; Lythraceae.
CUGAUUCAUUCAUUCAUCGCUCCGGUGAACGAAGCUUUUGGUUAAGCAGAGAGUCCAACUCCAGACGAGCUCAGGCGGAGAUGGGAAAGCGGGAGAAGAAGCAGAGACACCAGAGGCACCCCCGCCGAGAAGCCUCUCACUACCUCGAUGAAGACCAAGACGGUGGCUUCAGCUUCGAUGGCAUCUCGGCAGCUCCAAAGCCUUCUCUUUCCGACGAAGAAGAGGAAGAAAUUGACGAAGAAGAAGAUGAACCAGAAGAUGGUCGAGCUUCAUCGUCGUUGACAGCCGAAGUUCCGUCGAAGUUCCACCUCUACCAGCAAUCAGUGCAGUCGCCGAAAGGAGACAUAAGUUACCUGCAGAAGUUCUUCCUCAUGUACGUGGGCGGGAGGCAGCCCCUUCAUCUGCAGGAAGAUUUCUGCGGCACUGCUCUCCUCAGCACGGAGUGGCUCAGGACAGAUCCGCGUCGAACUGCAGUUGGAUUGGAUUUAGAUCUCGAGGCGCUAAAUUGGUGCAUGGAGAACAACAUAAAUAUAGUCGGAGCGGAUGGAUACUCCAGAAUCUUCCUUUUCCACGGCAAUGUUCUUCAGCCAAAUGAGGCCAAACUUGUCAACUAUGAGCCUGCAGAGUUGAUUAGAAGCAUAAAACUGGAUGAGUGUGAUAAGAAGGAUUGUACACCUCAAGUCAAUGCUUCUACUUCCAUUGGUACCAAGUCUUCACGGAUUAAUACUGAACAACUGCCCUCAAGGGACAUCAUAUGUGCUUUCAACUACAGCUGUUGCUGUCUCCAUAGUCGGAAAGAUCUGGUGCUAUACUUCAGGCAUGUUCUUAGUGCCUUGUCCAAAAAGGGCGGCAUAUUUGUGAUGGAUUUAUAUGGGGGCACAUCAUCGGAGCAGAAGUUAAGGCUUCAGAGGAAGUUCCCCAAUUUUACGUACACAUGGGAGCAAGCUGAAUUUGAUAUUGUUGCAAGGAAAACAAGGAUAAGUCUUCACUUUCAUAUUCAGAAGCAGCAGAAGAAGAUGCGCGACGUUUUUUCUUACAGUUGGAGGCUCUGGUCAUUGCCUGAGAUAAAGGACUGCUUGGAAGAGGCUGGAUUUAAAUCGGUCCAUUUUUGGCUACGAGAGAUGCCUGAUACUCAUGAGAACAGAAGCACAACGGGAUUCGGUGCAGGACGAGAUGUGAAGUAUGAAGAGGUAAAAAGUUUCCAGCAGCAAGAUGCUUGGAAUGCAUAUAUCGUCGGCGUUGCAAAGUGAAUGGAGGCAAAAAAAAAAAUUGCCAGGUAACAUGUUGUACUCGCCACACUAGACUUUGGUUAAUGAUGAUGUUCUCCUAGUUCGGAAAGACGAACAUGUUUUGCGUUGUCGGGAUGCUUUUCCUCCCUCACAGGAUUUCAUUAUAAAAGAGUCAGAUUUCCUUGCAGUUUGUACUCUAUAUCUAGAAGAUGAAGUUCAAAUGUGAACCCUUCACUCCCUGCACUAAACUUGUCGGAGGUCGUUCUUAUUUCUUUUAGUCGAUCCAAGUCUGGAUUAAUUAUGCCA